AUGACAACAACAACAGACCAUGCUACUGAUAUGGGAAGUGGUAAGCUAAGUGGCGGAGAUAACGUAUAUAGCUGGAGGGAUGCUCUACCGGCUCCGAUGGUUCCGAAAAGUGAAAUGAACGUAUGGAGUGUACUUAAAAAGUGCAUAGGAAAGGAUUUAACGCGAAUUUCUAUUCCAAUAGUUUUUAAUGAACCACUCAGUUUCCUGCAGCGUCUUGCCGAAUACAUGGAGUAUGCCGAAUUACUAGAAAAAGCAAAUAAAUGUAUAGUUGCCACUGAAAGAUUUGAGUAUGUUGCUGCAUUCAUUAUUUCAUCACUUUCUUGUAAUUAUAUGCGAUUGUCGAAGCCGUUCAAUCCUUUGUGGUUUGAAACCUAUGAAUUGGAUCGAAGUGAAGAAAGUGGUUAUCGCUUCAUUGCCGAACAAGUAAGUCAUCAUCCGCCCAAAUCUGCUUUUCAUGCUGAAUCUCAAAGCUAUGAAUUUGAUGGUGUUGUUUCACCACGAUUGAAAUUUUGGGGAACGUCUGUCGAAGUACAACCGUCAGGGAAUUUUCAGUUAAAAUUUCUGAAUCAUAAUGAAACUUAUACAUGGAAAGCAGUGAAUGUAACGAUUCAUAAUAUUAUGAUGGGACAAAUGUACAUACAAUUGGAAGGGAAUCUUCAUAUACAAUGUAAUACAGGACUCGAGUGUAAGCUGUCUUUUAAGAAUAACGAUAGUGGGCGUUCGAGGCAGAAUACGUUCUUUCAGGGAUUCAUAUCAAAGCAAGAAAAAGCUCUAAGAGCAAUUUACGGGAACUGGACAUCAUUUCUUUCCACUUGUGAAAUUGUUAAUUUUGAGUUUCGUUACAAUGAUUGGUUGGAGAUUGGCAAACAGUUCUUCCAAAACUGUUCUGCUCGGACAGAUAUACCCUUAAUUCAAGGAUCAAAAGUGAUAUGGAAGAGUCGUCCUCGACCCUCGAAUUCAUCUGUGAUGUAUAAUUUUACUUCGUUUACAUUUCUUUUAAAUGAUCCAUCUGACAUAACGGACUUGCUACCUCCAACCGACAGUCGACGAAGACCCGACAUACGUCUAUUGGAAGCAGGUCAAAUAGAAGCGGCUGAGAAAGAGAAAGAACGUCUAGAAGUUAAGCAAAGACAAGCUCGUGCUUUAAUGAAGAAAACAAAAGAAAAAUUGCCCAAAUGGUUUAAAAAUGUGCAUGCAAUUUCGAAACAUCAGCUGUUGUGGAUGUUUACUUACAAAUACUGGAAUCGUGAGUAUUGUGACUGCGAAGAUAUUUACUGA
This is a messenger RNA of Acanthocheilonema viteae, 1278 nucleotides long. NCBI's taxonomy places the organism in Eukaryota, Metazoa, Nematoda, Chromadorea, Rhabditida, Onchocercidae. The record is from the annotation of a GenBank genome assembly.